CACAAAUAUACUUCUCCAAACGCAACAUUUUGAUUCUUCCAUCCGCAAGGAAGAGGCAAUACUUUGCUGACUAUGCAGAUCUUCGUUAAAACCCUCACGGGUAAGACUAUUACCCUAGAGGUAGAGUCCUCCGACACUAUUGACAAUGUCAAGAGUAAAAUCCAAGACAAGGAGGGCAUCCCCCCUGACCAACAGCGUUUGAUUUUCGCUGGUAAGCAAUUGGAGGAUGGCCGUACUUUGUCUGACUACAACAUUCAAAAGGAAUCCACCCUUCACUUGGUCCUCCGUCUUCGUGGUGGUGGUAAGAAGCGUAAAAAGAAAACUUACACUACCCCCAAGAAGAUCAAGCACAAGCACAAGAAGGUUGAGCUUGCUGUCCUCAAGUACUACAAGGUUGAGGAUGAUGGCAGCGUCAAGCGUCUUCGUCGUGAAUGCCCUACUUGCGGUGCCUCUGUCUUCAUGGCUAACCACGGUGAUCGUCUCUACUGCGGUAGAUGCCACUUGACCCUUAAGUUGGAAGCUUAAGUGUUACAAUAAAAUCGGAAUUUUCCAAACAUCUACAAUAUAAAUACGUAAAAUAUCGUGAUGGAAAUAGUAAAUAACUGAUUGUAGUUUUCCAAUUGA
Schizosaccharomyces octosporus yFS286 is the source of this 624-nucleotide messenger RNA. Its product is annotated as ribosomal-ubiquitin fusion protein Ubi3. The record is from RefSeq and is a predicted model, not a curated record. Gene Ontology annotation, cellular component: ribosome; nucleus; cytoplasm. The transcript has a single exon. Gene Ontology annotation, biological process: translation; protein ubiquitination; modification-dependent protein catabolic process. The coding region runs from base 73 to 525 and encodes 150 amino acids. Gene Ontology annotation, molecular function: structural constituent of ribosome; protein tag activity; ubiquitin protein ligase binding. NCBI's taxonomy places the organism in Eukaryota, Fungi, Ascomycota, Schizosaccharomycetes, Schizosaccharomycetales, Schizosaccharomycetaceae.